UCAUUCUUUUUUUAAAUUUGGAACCUAUCUUUUUGCAUUAGGAAGGAUUCUGUCAGAUAAACCUCUCUAAACAUUUGUUGCUAAUGGCGGCUGUUUCAACUCACUCAUUCAACAGUACUCUCAAUAGACCUUCCAUUUCUCUCUAUUCCUCUUCUAUUCCCCAUUUAGGUAUUGUUGGAUUUUCAACUUUGAAACCAAAUUUGCCACAGCUUUCAAAUAAUCUCAAAACAGUAGUUGGAGUAGUUUCUGCCAUUGGAAAACAUGCAAAUGAAGACCAAUCUGUCACAACUCUCGACUCUUCCACCACACAAAUGGUUCGGCGCCAUACUAUUCAAGUGUUUGUUGGUGAUGAAAGUGGAAUGAUCAAUCGUAUUGCGGGCGUCUUUGCUCGAAGAGGGUACAAUAUUGAGUCUCUUGCUGUUGGUCUAAACAAGGACAAGGCUCUUUUUACUAUAGUGGUUUCUGGAACUGAAAGGGUGUUACAGCAAGUUAUGGAACAGUUACAAAAGCUCGUAAAUGUGAUCAAGGUUGAAGAUCUAUCCAAGGAGCCCCAAGUUGAACGUGAGCUAAUGCUUAUCAAAAUCAGCUCGGAUCCAAAAUAUCGUGUGGAGGUUAUGUGGUUGGUGGACGUUUUCAGGGCAAAAAUUGUGGAUAUUUCUGAUCAUUCACUGACUAUUGAGGUAACUGGAGAUCCAGGGAAGAUGGUGGCUGUUCAGAGGAACUUAAGUAAAUUUGGAAUUAAAGAAAUUGCUCGUACUGGGAAGAUUGCCUUAAGAAGGGAAAAGAUGGGGGAAUCUGCUCCUUUUUGGCGGUUUUCAGCAGCAUCAUACCCAGAUCUUGAAGGUGCGAUGUCUGCUAAUACGGAUUUGAGGACAACCAAGAGGACUCCUAAUGCAGAAUCUAUGUCUAUGGCUGAGGGAGAUGUUUAUCCUGUCGAGACAGAUGACAACUCUGGAGUCAGUCAAGUUCUUGAUGCUCACUGGGGUGUUCUCAAUGAUGAAGAUGUUGAUCGAAAUGAAGUAUGUAAAGGGGUGAGGUUGGACGUGCAAGGAGUACAAAUUCACCAACAUUAUUUUUUGUUUGACUUGAGCGGAACUGAUGUGGUGUUGAGGAUGGAAUGGCUAGCCACUUUGGGUGAGAUGAGGGUAAACUGGAAACUUCUCACCAUGAAAUUCAAAGACGUAGGAAAAUUGGUGUCGCUUCGAGGGGAUCCAGCUAUGGUUCGAACAACAGUGUCACUAAGAGCCAUGAAUAAUCUGUUAAAGAAAGGAAAUCAGGGAUUCUUCAUUGAGUUGAAUCAAGUGACAGUACAUGAAGAUGAAACAACUAUUAUAUCAAAAGAGAAGGAGGAGUUGUUAUGUGAUUACCCAGAAGUGUGAGCGCAAGCUUCAGGUCUACCACCACACCGUUCUAGGGAUCAUGCCAUCAUUAUUCAGUCCGGAAAACAACCACCGAACAUUUGUCCAUAUCGAUAUCCGAUAUCCUCAUUCUCAAAAAGCUGAGAUCAAGCGUUUAGUCAAGGAGAUGUUGGCUGCUGGAAUCAUUAGAGCUAGUACUAGUCCAUAUUCUCAUCCGGUAUUGCUCGUUAAGAAAAAAGAUGGUAGUUGGCAUUUUCGCAUGGAUUACUGAGCUCUUAAUGACAUCACAGUCCCUGAUAAAUUUUCAAUACCAUGGCAUUGAUGAGCUACUGGAUGAGCUAGGGGGAGCCACCAUAUUUAGCAAGUUGGAUCUCAAGACAGGUUAUCAUCAGAUUCGCACUCAACCAGGAGAUGAAGCGAAAACGGCCUUCGGCACGCAUGAGGGACAUUAUGUGUUUAUGGUCAUGCCAUUUGACUUGACCAAUACACCGUCGACUUUUCAGUCAUUGAUGAAUGAUAUUUUCAGGGAACAUUUGCGAAAAUUUAUUUUAGUGUUCUUUGAUGAUAUUUUGAUCGGAAAAGGGUCAUAUAUACCCCUGUACUUUGAGAAAAGGUUUAUAUUUGCCCUUUGUUAUACUUUUGGGCUAAAUAUACCCCUAUUGACUACCAGACCUUAUUCUAAGAUUAAUUUGAGUCUAAAUGUCUACACGUAGUGUUUUACCCCGAUCCCAUUUCACCCGGUUAAAUUAAUCCCAUCCCACAUGUUUUAAUCUGCGGCCAUAGGUGGCACUUUUAAGCUCAAGCAACAUUCUUCUUCCGUCACAAUACACCGGAAAUCACCCACAUUAAGCCCCUACAGAUAGUAGUUAACUUAUUACACAUCUGGCCUCGAUCCACUCUGAUAUUUGUCUUAAAGAUUUGCAUAAUCUCUCGAUCCAUUACCAGUUAAAAUCCAUCUUAUCUGCAAAACAUUAAGAAAAGGCUUAACAAAGAUUUAUGAAUAUAAAUCUAGCAACCAGUUUCCCACUAAUUAAGUAAUGACCCGCAUAAUCUGCACCCAUUUUUUCAUUAAUGCGCCAAAAUCACUCUCCCUCCAUUGCAAGCCGGAAGGUUCAAAAAUCAAGUAGAAGCACACUCACACACACAAAAAGAAAGACAACUGUCUCCACUUCCUCCAUAGCUAGCAUUUCACUUCAACACCAACAAUUCAAACUAAAAUUACAACAGUAACUUUCACAAAACUCACGCACUUAGAUUUCACAUUUCUUCUUCCACCAAAUACCGGCAAAGUUGAUCACAAAUUUCUCAAGUUUCACUUUGAUGUAUGCUUUUUCUAGCUCAAAUUUGAUUCUUUUUCCAGGUAUGUAACGAUGCAGGAUUCUAAACCAUCUCUUCAUUCCUUUCCUCCAUCUCCGCCGUCGACGACUACAAUGACUCUCUCUAACCACACACCGUCCCUUAUUGAGCCGUCUAUAGAGGGAGGUAAGGAGUUUGGGUUAAAAUUAAAAAUUAAGACACAUGGCAGUCAUUGGUGUUAAUCAGAUUGAUUAGAAACUAGUUGGUCGUUAAUAGUGGAACGUUAGUGGUCUGUUAGUCAAUAAUAAGGGUAUACUUAGCCCAAAGAUAACGACAAGGGUAUAUUUAUCCCAAAAGUAUAACGAAGGGCAAAUAUAAACCUUUUCUCAAAGUACAGGGGUAUAUAUGACCCUUUUCUGUAUUUUGAUUUACAGUAGAGACUAUGCUUCUCAUCUUGAAUGUUGCGAUGGAUGUGUGGGCACACUAGGAGCGAUAGGAUUAGGAAUGAAGUCAUUCGAGACAAGGUUGGAGUAGCCUCAGUGGAAGACAAGAUGCGGGAAGCGAGACUGAGAUGGUGGG
Molecule: messenger RNA, 3233 nt
Organism: Lycium barbarum (goji berry)
Lineage: Eukaryota; Viridiplantae; Streptophyta; Magnoliopsida; Solanales; Solanaceae
Product: acetolactate synthase small subunit 1, chloroplastic-like
Exons: 8
Coding region: 84-1379 (431 amino acids)
Biological process (GO): L-valine biosynthetic process
Cellular component (GO): cytosol
Molecular function (GO): acetolactate synthase regulator activity; acetolactate synthase activity
Source: RefSeq, a predicted model, not a curated record